UUGAUUUACGGAUGCCCGAGCCUGACACCAAAGAACCUCUUCUCUCUCUCCCCUCCAUUUUCUUGCGCGGAAUUUUGGAAGGGAGAGCCCAUUUUUAGUUCAGGUCCACACUCCCAGAGGCCUCUGCUCAUGGUUGAUUUCUUCUAGCCCCGAUACUAUCUGGACCGUGGGUUUUCUUGUUUUCUCUUGAAUCAUGUAUGUGUCCAAACUCAAAGAUCAUAACUUUUUUGUGUUUCCCUCUUCUCAUCGUAACCUUUUGCUCAUGUGCUUCAUGAACAUCUGUUGUUUGAGCUCGUUUUUGUUUUCUCUGAUGACAAUGAUGUCCCGGAAGUACAUAUUAGAUCGCGAAUCAUGAGGAGUAGUUUUUUGGAGAACUAUGUUUGAUCGGCAGUGAAAUGGCUUUGGGACUUACGUUCUAUCAAUGUUUAAUUUAUUGGUCAAUGUCUGGUUAGUACCUUUUUAAGAUUUCUUUAUUGGUGAUGUGGUUUGAUUAGGUACUGGUAAGUGUCAUUUUGAUCUCACUCCCGCUUGUUUUUCUUCGUGAUCGACGAAAGUCUGAAAUGCCACUGAAAAUACCCAUCAGUGAAAUGAUAAUGUGAAUUAAAAUGAGGAAUAUUGGAGCACAUUCCGUUCUUUACUGUCCAUAAGCACGGAAUGGGCUGUUUGCGGAGCUGCUUGGUUGAGAGAGAUAAGCCGACAAGUAUUAUAUUGCACAGUUGCACUAUGCUAGGCGUGCUUUCUGAUAAAAGAGAAGAAACUUGUCCUUUUGUUCUCUAAAAAGAAAAUUGAACAGAACUGAAAUAUAAGCACUCAUACAAUAAAUGGAAAAUUGUAUUCCUCUGCUUGGGUUUUGCCUAUUACAAUGUUGCCAAACUUACUGUACAAUCAAGACUGUCGUGCGUGAUUACAUUUGUUGCAGAUGAGUGUUUCAAGAAUUGUUGCUGUAGUAGCACAGAGAUUUUGAAGCUCUGGAUGAUGAGUGAGACUCAAGGAACAAAGAGAAGAAGGCUUCGGAAAUCACAGGCUGGAAGCAUGGAUGUUACAGCAGCAGAAGAUAUGCUGCAUAAUGUUUGAGCUGUCCGUGAUUCAAGAGUCAGAGUUGACUGACAGAUACAAGGGAGGGACGCCCCCUAAAUUUCGGAUUAGUAUCACUACCAUAGGUGCUUCUGCAACAGAAGGACACUCGUCUCUUGAUGAUGCUGAGCAGGCUUUAGUCAGAGAAGCAGAAACUCAAGCAGAAAUGGAAACUCCUACCGCGAAGAUGGGCAUUGAGACUCCACUAGACGAGAGUGAUUCCUCGCCUUUCAUAAAGAGCUCCCCAGUUUGGAAAGCAGUUGAAUCUAUGCAAGUGUUUGAGAAAUUCCCUCAGAAUCCUCAUUUCCUUCCUCUGACAGACUACAACAAGGGUUCCCGUGGAGGGUUGGCCAUCGGUCAUAUGGUAACCUUUGCGAAUGUCGUGGACAAGGCAUUCAGGCUGAAGAUCACCGACCCUGUACAGAGCUUUAUCACAUGUCUAGAAGCCCUUCAGCCCCUGGAAUCUCACGGGUUUAAUAUCACUGCCAUUGAAGUUCGUCUGAUGAAGAUGCUCUCAGUAAUAGAGCGGCUGCAGAAGCUGGACAAUGAGCAGGUAGAAGUGGAACGUCGAAUCUCCGAGCUUACUUCUGAGAACAUUGAAAUAGCAAAAGAGAUUGCGAAGCUCAACGAGAAGAUGAGGAAUCUGCAAGAUGAACAUGCCUAUGCUAUAGCUAUGAAGAAGAAUAAAGAUUCAGAAAUUACUGCUCUGAGAGAAAGCUUAGCUGCGAUCUCAGCAUCGAUCCAGAGUAUCCAGCUCGACCCUGAAGAUGCAACUUAGGUUGUGUUUGUUUCAACUUAAUAAAAAAAAAAGUACUUAAAAGUUAGUUAUAAUUUAGUUAUAAGGGAAAAUGAAUAGGAGAAAGAGGGAAAGAUAGGAAAUGAGGUUCUAAACCAAAAACUACUUAGUAAGUAAAAAUAUUUGACUUAAUGAAAUGUUAUUUUUCACAAAACAUCUCAUCAUCCUUAUCAUAUAUCUAUUCUUCCUACGUAUUUUUUUCCUUAACUAAUUAAGUGCUUAAUUUUUAAGCAUUUAAUUUAUCAAACGCUACUUCAAUGCAGUUGAUAGCAUUAUGCUUAAAUAGUUGAAUGAGCUGGUUAUGAAAUUUGGUGUCUUGGUCGUGC
Molecule: messenger RNA, 2196 nt
Organism: Punica granatum (pomegranate)
Lineage: Eukaryota; Viridiplantae; Streptophyta; Magnoliopsida; Myrtales; Lythraceae
Source: RefSeq, a predicted model, not a curated record